UAUUCUAAGAUAGGAAAUUAACCAUUACAGAACUAUCCUAAGUUAGGAAUUUCUUAAGUUAGGCUCCCUAAGUUAGGUGGCCAUACACCCUGUCCUAAGUUCAAAAUAACUGUCAGUAACUGAAAUAACAGAAAAAUGGCAGCAGCACUGCUAGUGGGUCUGCUGUGUGACAAUGAAGACGAGGACGAACAUGACAACAGAAACUUGAUGACUGAAAGGCUACUGAGACCGCAUAAUGACGCGUUACAUUUUCCGGACCAUAUUUUAAUAUCCCUUUAUCGCCUGCCAAGACAGUUAAUUUUGAAUUUGGUGGAAGAAUUACGUCCUGCUCUGGAGAGGCCUACAAGGAGACAUGGAGCCUUGCCAGUGGUUGUGCAGGUAACCAAUGCUCUACGUUUUUUUGCCAAGGGGGACUUCCAGACUGAGGUUGCAAGCCUGUCUUCAGUUUCACAGCCAUGUAUUUCACGCAAUCUCAGGGAGGUCACCAAUGCCAUCUGCAAUCUUGCAACGAAAUACAUUCAGUUUCCUCGUGGAGAAGAGCUACAGCAGAUUAAGGAGGCUUUUUUAAGUCAGAGUGGGAUGCCAGGGGUAAUUGGGCUUAUAGAUGGGUCACUUUUCCCCAUCAAAGCUCCGAGUGGCCCAACUGAGCCGGCUUAUGUGUGCCGUAAGGGAUACCAUGCCAUCAAUGUUCAGGCCAUAGGGGACCAAAAUAUGGUUAUACGGCAUUUGUUGGCAAAGUGGCCUGGAUCCACCCACGACUCUUUCAUAUUCAACACCAGUGAUAUCAAUGCAUACCUGAGUGAGGGCAGGGGAAGUGGAUGGCUUUUGGGGGACUCGGGAUAUCCCUUGAAACCCUACCUAAUGACACCAGUCAUGAACGAGCAAACAGAGGCAGAGAGCAGGUACAAUGUGGCACACAAAAGGUGCCGUAGCCGUCAGGAGAGGCUAUAUGGUAUAUGGAAAGGAAGAUGGAGAUGCCAUGAUAUGAGCGGGGGAUAUCUUCAAUAUUCCCCGGAGAGAGCAGUGAUGUUCGUGAAGGCCACUGCUGUGUUGCACAACAUAUGCAGGAUUGCUAAUCUCCCGGACCCUGAGGACGUCCCGGCCAUGGUUGAAGAUGAGGAGGAAGGCCAUGAUGGCAUACAUGAUGGUGCACAGACUGGUAGAACUGCCAGAAACAACCUGAUUGCACAUUAUUUUAGAUAA
Gadus morhua (Atlantic cod) is the source of this 1203-nucleotide messenger RNA. Its product is annotated as putative nuclease HARBI1. The coding region runs from base 136 to 1203 and encodes 355 amino acids. NCBI's taxonomy places the organism in Eukaryota, Metazoa, Chordata, Actinopteri, Gadiformes, Gadidae. The transcript is spliced from 3 exons. The record is from RefSeq and is a predicted model, not a curated record.